Arabis nemorensis is the source of this 3846-nucleotide messenger RNA. The record is from the annotation of a GenBank genome assembly. NCBI's taxonomy places the organism in Eukaryota, Viridiplantae, Streptophyta, Magnoliopsida, Brassicales, Brassicaceae.
AUGGAGGAAGUCAAAGUUGAGAACGAUUUACGGCUCUGCGAGGUGAAGAGAGAGAAUCUCCGUCAAGCAAUGGGGAAGGUAAAGUCUCAGGCCACUGACUUGUUUGCCUUCAGUGUUCAGUGGGCUGAUUUAGAGGAGUAUCUCAAAUUCGCGGAAGAGAAUGUAGAGAAGAAGCUUAGGGUUUUAAAAUCGAAAGAGAUGGAUUUGGAGGAGAAAAGCUUCGAACUUGAAGAAAGGGUUAAACUUGUUGAAGCAGCGGAAGAUAAGGUUGGUGAUUUAGAGAUGAAAGCUGAUGGGUUUAUGAUGGAGAUUGAAGAAAAAGAGAAACAAUUGGGUUUUCUUAAGAAUCAGGUUGAGGUUUGUCAAGGCCAGUCCAAGGCAGAGGAAAUUAGACUUGCGCAGCUUAGGAAAUGGGUGGAAGAGUGUACGGUGGAGCAUAGGUCAAAGACAAGUCAACUUUAUGAGACUGUGGAGUUGUUGAGGAAGACUCAGGUUGAUGUUGAUUUGAACGGGGAAAAAUUGGGGAAGAUGGAGACUGAUCUUGAGAGAUAUCGUGUUGAGGCCAGUGCAGAGAUGGAGCACUUGGGUAGGAGUCAAACUCGGAGGAGAGAAUUAGAAGAGGAAAUUGAGAGAAGGACGAAUGAUCUCACGUCGGUUCUGGAGAAAACUGGAGAAUGUGAAAAGUUGAUUGAGACACGGUCCACUGAACUAAGAAAGACUCAGAGUGAGCUUGAAUUGAAAGGGAAACAAUUGGAACAUGUGAAUGUUGAUUUCAAGAGGCAUCGUGUUGAGGUCACUGCGGAGGAGGAACAUUUGCGAAGGACUCAAGAUCAGAGGAGAGUUCUGGAAGAGGAAAUAGAGAGGAGGAUGAAGGUUGUUACUGCUAUAGUUGAUAAAAUCGCUGAACGUGGCAAGCAGCUUGAAUUGGUGGAAAAGCAACUAGAUUCUCAGCAAAAGCUGCUUGAGACACAGUCCUCUGAACUUGUUUCUAAAGAGAAAGAGUUGGAAGGACUGAGAGAGGCGAAAAUAAGUUCCAUUCUGGAACAUGACUUGAGGGAACAGAUGGUCAAAUCACUAAAUAACGACAUGACGGAGACUUCUCAACAGAUGGAAUCAAAAGCAAAGGAGUUGGAGGACAUUGAAAGGGCGAUUGAAGAACGAAGUGCACAUUGCGAAUCAAUCAAGUUGUUGAUCGAGGAACACAGUGAAGAACUUGCUUCUAAAGAGAAGAGACAGAAUGAGAUGACUGAGGCUAUUCGUAAGUUAUCCUUGGAGAUUGUCUCUGAAGAGAAGACAUUGGAAAGAGCUAAAGUUUUCAUCCAGCAGCUCUCUGACAAACAACAUUCAAAAGAGAAAAAACUGCUUUCGACUGAAAGAGAUCUAGAAAGAUACAUUGAAGAGCUUGAUUCAGAGAAAAAGGAACUUCGCUCUGUGAAAAAUUCGUUAAAAGAGUGCCUCCAAAACCUGGAAACUAAAGAGAACAUGUUAAAGUCGUUACAAUCUGUCAUCAUUGAGAGAAAUAAACAAAUCGAGGAAAGAGAGAAGAAAAUGCAACAUUUGGAUAAAUCCAAUGAAGAACUUCUCAGACAACUCCAGGUGAAACAAGAACAGGUGUGUUCGAUCAACAACGCAAUCAGGGAAUGCUCAGGUGAAUUGGCAUCUAAGAGGAAACAGCGUGAUCAGGUUCAAAGCUCAAUUGGUGCCCUUACUGCGGAGCUCAAAUUAAAAGAAUGUGAUCUUAAUUCUGUCAAGAAAAAGAUUCAAGACAGCUUGAAAGAUUGCUCGGGUGAAUUGGAAUCUAAGAAGAAACAGCGUGAUCAAGUUCAAAGCUCAAUUACUGCCCUUACUGCUGAGCUCAAAUUAAAAGAAUGUGAUCUUAAUUCUGUCAAGAAAAAGAUUCAAGACAGCUUGAAAGACUUUCAGUCAAAAGAGGAGCAACAAGUCAAAUUAAAAGCUUCAUUAAUGGAACGUGAGCAAGAACUUCGACUGAAGGAGAAACAAUUUGAUGCUCGCUCGGAAAAGAUCAAACUGAAAGAGAAAGAGCUUGAUACUCGAGAGGAAAAUAUUGCUAAAAAAGAUCAGCAACUAAAAUCCACAGAACAGAAGUUGGCGAAAUGCGUUAAGGAUUAUGAGCUAAAAGCAAAGAAAUUGUCCAGCUUUUGUCAACAGAGCAACCCGGAUCAACAUGUUAACUUGGUCCGAGACGCUAAUGUAUGUGAUGAGAAAACUUUGCAGUUACUCUUACAAGGGCUUCUAAAGAAAUGUCCUCAGCUUCACCUUGAUGUUUCACGUGCUCUAAAAACAUCUUCUGACCCGGCAAAGCUGGUGUUAGACACAGUACAAGGGCUUUACUCCGCUGAUCAAAGGAUGGCAAUAUCAAAUCGUGAUCCAAAUGGUGUUAGAAGGAGUGUUAUAUGCUUGCUGGAUUGCUUAAUGGAUAUGUCACCAAAACCGAAGACUGAAAUACAAGAAGAAGCUAUCAAGUUUGCCAUUGAAUGGAAGACCACAACACUGGUUACGGCAGAGAAUCCAGUUGAGGUGUUGAGUUUUCUGCACUUUCUAGCUGCAUUCAGUUUGGCAUACACUUUUGAUGCUGACAAAAUCCAUAAUCUUUUUGAUGCUGCAUUUCUCUGCAAAUACGCUCCGAGUCUAUGCAAGGCUCUUGGAGUAUCAGCUCUAGCACCGGUCACCAAUGAGCAGCAGCCCCCUGAAGCACCAAUCAACAAUAGUAGUGAUUCCCGGUCCCUGGAAGUCCAAGAAAAGGCAGCAGUAUCUCAAUUGGCUAAUGAAGAUGUUCUCAGGGACCAUGAGGUCUUAGUUCCUUUUUCACCCAGUGAAGUCUCUAAUGGACUUCCGUUGAUUGAUGAUCCAGGCAUGUUUGUGCUAAAUUCUGUCAAGGAUGCACUCACGGGUUCUCAUCAGAGAGGGGAGUCAGGUUUAGCAGAGCCUAUAGUUAAGACUUUGAUUCCCCUAUUGGAGGAGCUGACACGUGUUAUAAGCUCUAUCGAUCCUGAUCUAAGGUUAGAUGCAACAAAAGUGGCAAAGCAAUGGAGCAGGAUGAUGGCAACUAGUUCUCAUGUGUCACCGCUCGAGGCUUUAAGUUUUCUGCAAUUCAUUGUCUCGUUUGAAUUAGUGGAUCUAACUGACAAAGAUGAAACUUUACGUUUUGCCUCGUAUGUUGCUCAUCUCAAACAGGCUCCAAAACUAUUCCAAUCACUUGGUCUCAGUUAUGCCAUUCCAAAUUUUGUUAAACAGCUCCUCAACGAACACCAGUAUAUUCAGGCAAUCCGGUUUAUGUUUUCGUUCAACCUGAACAACAAGUUUUCUACCCUGCAAUUGUUGAGGGAACAAAUCAUCAGUCUUAGACUCUCUGCCAAGGAAAAGAGAAGAUUUGAAUCACAGGCGGAAGACAGAGAUGCUGGAAUUCUAAGAGACAUAAUUGAACUCAUUGAUGACUUCAAGCUGGAAAUUGAUCUUCCUGUGGAUAUGAUCGUCAAGUUCAUGGUUCCUCGGGAAACUCAAAAUCAGAAUCAAUGUGUUGUCUCAUCGUCUGUCCCAAUUCAACCUCUGCAGAUGUUUCCACAAGUUCGUAUGCAAGCUUCACACACAGUCAUUCACAGCCCAUACCUUGCCACUCAUGGCUUAGACCAGCGACAUCCAACCAGGCUUGGUUUGUCUCGAAAUCAACAGAUCUUAGACGUGGAAGCAUAUCAGGCUAGUGGUUCAGCCGCGUUCCAAGGUCAGUCUUCACAACGGGUUGGUUAUAAACGUCCAAGAGUGGAUUCUCAAGGUCCUAGAUCCACGAUUAGACCUUGCUUGAAUCCAUCAGGCAGGGACAGAUUCUAG